This is a messenger RNA of Tripterygium wilfordii, 618 nucleotides long. RefSeq names its product fasciclin-like arabinogalactan protein 19. The record is from RefSeq and is a predicted model, not a curated record. Lineage: Eukaryota; Viridiplantae; Streptophyta; Magnoliopsida; Celastrales; Celastraceae. Bases 1 to 618 code for a protein of 205 amino acids. The transcript has a single exon.
AUGGCCGAUCUUUCCAAGAGAGCACUGUACCUGACUUUCCAUCUCAUCACUCUCUUGCUUCUUUUCUCCAUCUCUUCUGCCAAUCUUUUUGAUCAAGAGCUGAACGCGGCCAUGUCGACCCUCCGUUCCCACGGCUACACGCUCUUCCCCAACGCCAUUGUCACAUCUGAUCUCCGCCCCCGCCUUCUCUCCACCGAGAACGCCUCCUUCACCCUCUUCUCUCCGCCGGACUUCCUACUCUUCCCUCUCGACCUCUACUCCACUGCCCCUCACUACAUUACCUCCCUCGCCAGCCACGUGUCCCCUCUCCGCCUCUCCACCUCCGACCUUCGCCGCCUUCCUCUUUCGCACCUCCCGAAUCUGCUACUCCAUCGAUAUCUCUCAAUCGAGAAGAAUUAUACUCUUCCAAACGGCGCCGUCUUGGACUCGAUCACUCUGGGCGACGUUCGGAUCUCGCGCCAGGAUCUUUUUCUCGGGUCAAGAAUUGCAGUGCAUGGGCUGGGUGGGAUUCUUGAUUCUGACGCAGGGUCGGAUGCCGAUUAUUGGGUCGCUUUGUGGUUUGCGGCACCACCGACUUCAUAUGCCUUUCUUUCUCCGGCGAGUUUGCCUCCGGACUGA